This is a messenger RNA of Exophiala oligosperma, 1319 nucleotides long. RefSeq lists its product as uncharacterized. Bases 123 to 1088 code for a protein of 321 amino acids. NCBI's taxonomy places the organism in Eukaryota, Fungi, Ascomycota, Eurotiomycetes, Chaetothyriales, Herpotrichiellaceae. Gene Ontology annotation, biological process: protein processing. Gene Ontology annotation, molecular function: protein binding. The transcript has a single exon. The record is from RefSeq and is a predicted model, not a curated record. Gene Ontology annotation, cellular component: Dsc E3 ubiquitin ligase complex; endoplasmic reticulum.
CCAACGACGCUGUCCUCUCUGUUGUCUAUUCCCCAAAGGCGUCCAAUCCCCCUUCCGCCCACAGUAUGCAGAUGGCAAGUCUGUUUUGCUAUCUCGCGACUGUCCCAGGGUAGAAAUCACCCAUGUCCAGCUCCCUCAAAGUCCCGACCUCCACCAACACGCCUUCCUUCAACGAGGACAAUGAUCUUGACCUGACCAUCCGUUUCUCUGCCUCGCUUGCCGAUCUCCUCCUCACGCUCCCGGGAUCCCUGAGUGCCAACACCGCCACCCUCAAACAACUCAUCCGCAGUCGCCUCCCCAAUGAAUACGCCAAACACCGCAUCCGGCUUAUCUACGCGGGCAAGGCCCUCGUGGAUGAUGUCCCGCUCGCGGCAUCACUGAAGCGCACCGUCUCCCGGCCUCCAAGUCGCAUAAGUACGCCGGGGCCGUAUGAUGACUCUAAUGGCGGCGCCAAGAACAAGGGAAAACUCGCCGUACGCGACCAGCCCAACCAGGCACGGAUCUAUAUUCAUUGCUCGAUUGGGGAUCUUGUGCUGUCGGCAGCCGAACUUGCGGAGGAGGCCGCAACGUCUCAAAAUGCCACGACAGAAUCGGAAGCAGCUGAUGGUAGUGCUGCUCCUGCUGCAUCCGGACAGCAACAUCAGGAUCAGCAGGGACAGCAGACAACUACAACGCCCAUCCCGAGAGGGUUUGAGAGACUAUUGAAUGCAGGGUUCACUGCUGCCGAGGUCCAAUCGCUGCGCCUCCAGUUCCUGGCCAUUCAGGCACAUACGCACACCCCAGACACCAUGCCUUCGCCGAACACCUUGCGGGAUAUGGAGGACAGGUGGCUCGAUAAUUCGAAUGCAGGUGGCGAGGCAGGCACUUUGAGCGAUGGCAUGGGAGGUGGCAUGCCGACUGAGGAUGACGGGCAGGUUGGUGCGUUGGAUGAUAUGAUCUUUGGCACCGCCAUGGGUUUCUUUUGGCCCAUCGGCUGCCUCAUGUGGGGUGUAAGGGAGGAAGGGAUAUGGAGUCAGCGGCGCAAGAUGGCUGUGGUGGUCGGAUUCCUCCUCAACGUAGGCCUUGGUCUCAUCAGGUAUACAGGUUAGAAGCCUAUUGUUUGAAAAGCGCUAUGGAUCACCGUUGCGUUUUUUUGGCAACAUAUACGUUGUAUUCCCCAAGCCGGACACUUUGCAUCCAUCUGCUCUGUCGCAGAAUCAAUACAUCUGGAACGCUACACAUCGAAGCGUGAACUCCCAUCCCUCUGUACAAUUGCAGAAUUAAUAGAUCUUUUCCAAAAACGCCAGCCCGACAAAAUGACCAUUCAAUAUCUGGUGUCG